GACCACAUUAAUCGGCCUUACACCACCUCUCAUGCACUCACGCUCGAUACGGAUCUGUCCCUAGCCGUCAGGAUUUAGCGAUCUGCACGUCGAGAUCAGCCAUUGUCUUCUAGCUAUGGUCAUGACAGGAAAUGAAACCACUGGAGGAGCUACCAGGUCAGAGGAGACUCUGCAGACGUCUCACAUCCUUAAGGUCGCGCGUGAGCUCCGCAACAUCAUCUACCACCUUAACCUUGCCACCGACUACGCGCAGGGUGACGAGAUUGAGCUAUGUGAGGCUCAAGGAUGGUCGAACGCCUUCCUGGUGACAUGCUCGGUAAUCUACCACGAGGUGAAGGCCAUCCAUCAUUCGUCGUAUGACAAGUUGUGGAAGGACUCAACGUUCAAGAUCAGUAGCGCAGAAGGAGAUCAGCGCACCGUGACCUCCAUGCAGCCGUUGAUGCAGCCAUCUGUACACAAUGUUAGACACCUAGCCAUUCACGGCAUUGAGCGCCCAGGCUAGCAGCCUCUUUCAAGCACAUACAGCAGCGGUGUUUGGACUUCGGUGGUACUCGAAGCUGUCUACUCGGCGCAAUGAAUCGGCUUGAACCGGAAGGAAGUCAAGAAUUCUGCCGACCGGUAGCCUGAUGCUGGGUUAUACCGAGCGAUCAGCCGCAGUGUCUCCCGCGGCCAGGAGUACUGGUUCUGCUACUUUGAGUGUCGACACCUGGACUCAAGCCCGGUGGCAUCAAACACUGUCGAUCGGGUCAUC
Messenger RNA from Baudoinia panamericana UAMH 10762, 751 nucleotides. RefSeq lists its product as uncharacterized. The transcript has a single exon. The coding region runs from base 116 to 502 and encodes 128 amino acids. The record is from RefSeq and is a predicted model, not a curated record. NCBI's taxonomy places the organism in Eukaryota, Fungi, Ascomycota, Dothideomycetes, Mycosphaerellales, Teratosphaeriaceae.